Akanthomyces muscarius is the source of this 888-nucleotide messenger RNA. RefSeq lists its product as uncharacterized. Bases 1 to 888 code for a protein of 295 amino acids. The transcript has a single exon. Lineage: Eukaryota; Fungi; Ascomycota; Sordariomycetes; Hypocreales; Cordycipitaceae. Gene Ontology annotation, molecular function: protein binding. The record is from RefSeq and is a predicted model, not a curated record.
AUGGCGUCGCUGGCCCCGGAAGUACAGGCCUCGGACGUGGAGCGCGCUGCGCCGGAGCGAUCCCAAGAAGAAGUCGCAGCGGACGAGGGCGCAUCUGUCGCAACGCCGCCCGCUGACGACGACGACGCGGCGGACAACGCCGAGACGGACCCUCCCGCUGGCGACAAGAACGCAACGGGGGACGCUACGGAUCAAGCAGACCUUGAAGAUGGCGAGGUAGGAGCCGCUGCCGACUCCGCGCCGCCGCUCCCCAGCGAGCCCACGCCCGAUGGUCCCCCGCUGCCGAGCGAGCCCGUCCCCUCCGACGACGGUUGGGACUGCCAGUUCGACGCGGCCACGCAGGCCUGGUUCUUCUACAACCGCUUCACCGGCAAGACGCAAUGGGAUAACCCGCGGGUACCCACCACCACCGCCGCCGCCGCCGCGGCUGCUGCUACCUCCUCCGCGCCACCACCACAGCUACCACCAGCUCCUCCCGCCCACGAGCAGCCGCCCGCGGCGGUAGCAGGGGGCUACAACCCGGCUAUCCACGGCGACUACGACCCCGACGCGUGGUACGCCAAGGGCACGCAGCAGGACACCGACGAGGCGGCGGCGACCGAGGCGCAGGCCGCCGCCGACAUGUACGCCGCGUCGGUCGCGUUCAACCGCUUCAGCGGCGGGUUCCAGGCCGAGGACGCGGGGCCCGGGCGGCACACGGACGAGGCCAAGGCGCGGCGGCAGAUGAAUGCGUACUUUGACGCCGACGCCGCGUCGGCCGCGCACGACGGCCGCAGUCUCCGCGCGGAGCGCCAGAGCAAGAAGCCCAGCAAGGCCGAGGUCAAGGCCUUCAAGGAGAAGCGGCGCGCGCGCAAGGAGGAGAAGCGCCGGGCGUGGCUGCGAGACUGA